Coregonus clupeaformis (lake whitefish) is the source of this 1293-nucleotide messenger RNA. RefSeq names its product C2 calcium-dependent domain-containing protein 4C. The coding region runs from base 1 to 1293 and encodes 430 amino acids. The transcript has a single exon. NCBI's taxonomy places the organism in Eukaryota, Metazoa, Chordata, Actinopteri, Salmoniformes, Salmonidae. The record is from RefSeq and is a predicted model, not a curated record.
AUGUGGUUCCUGGGAAAGAUCAGAGAGAGCAUGGAGAACAUUCCCCUGGAGCUCGGACGCUACGUGGGAAAGAGUGAGGAGGAGAAUCUCUCAGCCAAGGCCAGUCUCUCCAACAAGUUGCACAGUAACAUUCUGACUCCGGACAAAAUCCCGGAGUUCUGCCUGCCCCCUCGGCUGUGCAGGAGUCUAGUGGCCAUGGAGAGAACUGCAGCUGAACCCCACACUGUGAGUCAGAGGCUCACUAGUCGAGACUGUGGUGCUGUUGCUUUCUCUGUGACUCCGCAAGUUAAACAGGUUGAGGAAAUGAAGUUGACCAAAGUGGCCUGGAGGGGUAAGAAGCCACUGCCGUUCUCCGCAGAGGGCUACGGUUUGGCGGGGAUGUAUGAGAGUCCGAACACACGGAGGAAAGAGUCACUGUUUCACUCCAAGAGCACUGGCUACACACUGGACAGGAACCUACCCAAGCCCACCACAAGGGUGGCGAUAGAGCAAAAAAAGUGGAAAGCACCCCCCAUCCAAUCGGGGCUUGAACUUGGGCUCCCCUGCAAGAGCCUGUCGGAGACAUGCAGCACAGAAAGCGAUACGCCCUCCUCAAAUGACUCCUCCCCUCUGGGCUCUCCCCUGCUCAGCCGCUCUUGCUCUGGCCUCUCACUCUCUAUCACCGCCGCCUGGGCGGAGGGUCCCCCAGGUCUGCAGUCUGCCUCUGCCUCCAGUGGCUCUUUGGGACUGGAAGGAGCCUCCUCAUGCUCUGCGGUUAACCCCAGAGGACGGAGGGGGGCGAUCUCACCCAUUCCCUCCACCUCCCUCAUCAAGCCCUGCUCCAGUCCUCCCACAGUUGUCAACUCCCUGGCGCCCCCUGUCCUGUUCCCGCUGGACGUGCUCCACUGCCAGGAGCGGCUGCAGAGAGAACAUGUCCUCUCGUUGCCAGGGGGCCACGGCAGGGUCCGCCUCUCGGCCGAGCACAUAUUGUCGCCCUCUCUUUUGUCCAUGGUGGUGCGAGUGAGGGUGGUGUCCAUGGAGGGUCUGAGGGACGAAGAGGACCCCAGAGCCCUCCACUGCUGCCUCAGCCUGAGCUUGAGCCCAGGGAAGCUCCAGAGACAGGACAGCGCCACCAUCAGGAACUGCAGGAGCCCCGUGUUCAAUGAGGACUUCUUCUUCACUGAGCUGAGCCCAGACAGCCUGGGUGGCUUGCGGCUCCGACUGAAGGUGUUAGACAAGGCCUCCGGGCUCAGACGGGGCACGGUGCUCGGGAUCAUCAUAACCGAACCCCUGGCCCAGCUACUGCCCCUGUGA